AUGGACGAAGACAAAUGUGGGGAGCUUACCCGCGGUCCAUGUGAUGACGACGGAGAAGACUCGGUGGGUCGAGUGGGAGAAUCAGGACCUGUGACGUUGUGCAUGGGCGAAGUGAUUGCAUGCAGCGGUGAGAAGCUGGUUUUGGUGGCUACAUCCACCUCGUCGUCCUCAACCAGGAACGGAGGAACCCAGUGGAAUUCUCGAGGGUCUUGA
Molecule: messenger RNA, 213 nt
Organism: Linum trigynum
Lineage: Eukaryota; Viridiplantae; Streptophyta; Magnoliopsida; Malpighiales; Linaceae
Source: the annotation of a GenBank genome assembly